This is a messenger RNA of Sporisorium graminicola, 738 nucleotides long. RefSeq lists its product as uncharacterized. NCBI's taxonomy places the organism in Eukaryota, Fungi, Basidiomycota, Ustilaginomycetes, Ustilaginales, Ustilaginaceae. Bases 1 to 738 code for a protein of 245 amino acids. Gene Ontology annotation, molecular function: protein binding. The record is from RefSeq and is a predicted model, not a curated record. The transcript has a single exon.
AUGCCAGUACCGACAAGUCUCGACCGACCCGCAGCUGCGCCCGCCGCAUCGACGAGCAAAAACAUCUGGAUUGCCGCAGGCGAAGGCGACCUCGAACGUGUCAAGGAGUGCGUCGAUCGCGAAGGCAUCUCCCCCAUCGCAGCGGACGAGUUCACAUAUACUCCCCUGCACGCUGCAGCAUCGUACGGACACCUCGAUAUCCUGCGCUACCUCCUCUCACAUCCAUCUGCGCCGACAAGCGCCGUUAACACCACCGACUCUGAUCUCGACACGCCGCUCUUUGUCUGCGAGACAGUCGAGUCUGCACGCUGCCUCAUCGAAGAAUUUUCCGCAGAUGCGAAGCACAAGAAUGCGGAUGGUCUUACAGCUGCUCAACAGGCGCUGGAGAACGAGCACGAGGAACUGGCGCAGUACAUUGCUUCGGUGACGGGAGAGUCAUUGGAAGACGCCGUCGAGGAGGAGGACGAAGAAGAGGACGCGGCGGAGGAAGACGAGAACGGCGUUCCACGAUCCGACGCACCGCAGUUGACUGCUGAGCAGCGAGCAGAAGAGGACGAACGACUCGACGCACAAGCCGAUCUACUCAUGUCACGGGUCGGUGAGAUUAUGACACGGGCAGAGCGCGACGGCACUGAUCCAGAGCCAGAGCUGCGCACCCUCGUCAGCGAAUCUGUACUGCGACAGAUCGUCGAAGGUAUGAACCAGCCCACCUCAGAUACCACCUCGGAUGCUGCCUGA